Molecule: messenger RNA, 1885 nt
Organism: Python bivittatus (Burmese python)
Lineage: Eukaryota; Metazoa; Chordata; Lepidosauria; Squamata; Pythonidae
Gene: AMN1
Product: antagonist of mitotic exit network 1 homolog
Biological process (GO): SCF-dependent proteasomal ubiquitin-dependent protein catabolic process
Cellular component (GO): SCF ubiquitin ligase complex
Molecular function (GO): protein binding
Source: RefSeq, a predicted model, not a curated record
UAGCUCCGCAGCCAGGGACGGGCUGGGAGGCGCCGAGCGCGCCCUCUCUGAGGAAAUGAGCGACGGUUUCUGACCGGGCGGCACCAGCCCGGCCUGUGAGGAAAAGGAAGCGAGCGGCCCAGGCCUGGCGAUGAGUUGCCGCUACGGAGGCGGAGGCGGAGGCGGCGGGGCGGUUCGGUCGCUCUUGGAGCUAUGCCUUCAUUGUUUAACAAGAAACAUAUCCAAAUAUGCUGCAGAUAUCAAGCCUUUGCCUCCCAACAUAAAAGAUAAACUGAUUAAAUCAUUGAGUAUCCAAGGAUGGAUAACAGAUACAAAUAUUAGCAUGGUUCUGCAUCCCGCAGUGGAGGCACUGGAUCUUCGAGACUGUGAUAUUUCAGACAACGCCUUGCAACAGCUUUGUAACUGCAGGCAGCUUAAAAAAAUAAAUGUAAAUGUUUGGAAGAGCAACAGGCUAACCAUAACUUCUGAAGGUGUUGCAGCACUGGCCUUAUCAUGCCCCUAUUUGCGGGAAGCCUCCUUUAAGAGAUGCAGCAACCUAACAGACAGUGGGGUCCUUGCUCUUGCCCUCAACUGCCCCUUUUUACAAAUAGUCAGCUUAGGCGGAUGCUCCAACAUCACAGACACAUCCUUACAGGCCCUUGGAAAGAACUGUAGAUCCCUGCACAGCGUGGAUUUUUCAUCAACCCAAGUUACUGAUGAUGGUGUAAUAGCACUUGUUAGUGGAAUGUGUUCAAACAAUUUAAAGGAGAUCCAUAUGGAACGAUGUGUGAAUUUGACCGAUAUAGCUGUGGAAGCUGUCCUCACGUAUUGCCCUAUGAUAUAUAUUCUUCUGUUUCAUGGAUGCCCACUUGUAACAGAUCGUUCCCGAGAAGCACUGGAGCAGCUGGUUGGACCCAAAAAAUUCAAGCAGGUUUCAUGGACUGUUUAUUGAUUUUUUUUGUGUGAAGUUACAAGGCAUUACUCUUUUCAUUUUCUUUUUUUUUUCCCCCAAAGGACCAUUCUUGAAAGUCUUCUGAUCAAUUUGUGCAUUUGUUGUUGAUAGUCUUAGUUGCCAUUCAUGUUUGUUCUUCUCCAAGCUAGGUGGUAUCAGUGUUCUGCAUUUUUUGUUUUCCAUGUGUUGUUCUGGAAGUUCAUGGAAGAGGGCUUUAGGGCUCUACUUCUUAAAAAACAUUACAUUCUGUACUAAUAAAGGGCCAACAGUGAAUAAGGGAAUGCACAAAGCAGAAAGAACACCAGCAAGCUAAUGGGAGCAAAUUCCAUGGAAGCAUCUUGUCAUGCUGCCUGCUCUGCUGCCACAUAAGUGGGGACCAGUUCUGUUCCUAGGCAUCCAUUUUAAGUGGAGCCAUGAUUUGUUUGUGUCUGAAUAAAACUCACAUCUUCAUCAAGUAGUACAGUGCAUGAAUUUCAUUUAAUUCUGUUAAUAACCAGACACAGAACAUGUGUUUAUAGAACUUAAUAUUGUUAUUUUCAAGUGAAAAAGCUAAUGUGUGGCUUUGCUGAUACCUGCAGACUGGGAUGACAUAUUCCACCCUAAUUAAGGUUUGUUUAUUUAUUUAAUAACCUCUUCCUUCUACUCAAAUGACUAUUAAAGGCAAGUUAUAGUAGCAAUGAUUAGAACUUUUAUUUUUGAAAGCUUUUGCCAAAAUAAACAUGUUAGUCUGUAAGCUGACUCAAGACACUUGUUUUUGCUACAGAAGACUAACAUGGGUACUUUUUGGAAAUUAUUACACUAGGAUAUUGACAUUUUCCUUAGCCAUAAGAAAAAUAUUGGCCACUAUGGCCACUAACAUAUCAUGUUGACAUUCUUCUAGAUUGAUGUAGUUACUGCUUACUUUUUCCCUUUAUCAUGAGUAUUAAUUAUUGCUGAAUAAAUAAUUUGAUCUUC